GGGUGGGGACACCACAUGGAAUCAUGGCUUGGAAUGGAGUCGGUGAGUUCCGACUGAUGAAGUUUGAGCUGAAUUAUCUUAAUCACAAAAAUAGCAAGAAAGAUAAAAUUCUACAGGCAGGCAAAUUUUACAUUAUUUAACAAUCAAAUGGGCUCUCAAAUCCUGAAAAUCUCGCCAUUUGCUUCCUCUAGAACCUUCAUUCUCAAUUCAACCCAUUUGUCAAGAGCUGUACUGAAUUCACCAGCCCCCAAUAAUUCUCUUUCUAAUUCCCAUAUCAAAUCUUUUUCAUUUGCGAAACCCAUAAAAUACUGCACAACUUUGAGUGGGUUUUGUGGGUUGAAUCAUCGUCGAGGCUUCAGAGGUGGGGUCGUGGCCAUGGCGGCAUCUGGUUCAGUUUCCAAGUCUGAGGAGGAAUGGCGUGCAAUUCUUUCUCCUGAACAGUUCCGGAUUCUCAGGCAGAAAGGCACUGAGUAUCCUGGUACUGGGGAGUACGACAAAUUCUUCGAAGAAGGUAUCUACAAAUGUGCAGGAUGUGGAACUCCCCUCUAUAGAUCCACAACAAAAUUUAACUCGGGAUGUGGUUGGCCAGCAUUCUACGAGGGUCUCCCAGGGGCUAUAAACCGAAAUCCGGAUCCUGAUGGAAUGAGGGUAGAAAUUACAUGUGCAGCCUGUGGUGGACACCUCGGUCACGUUUUUAAAGGUGAAGGUUUUCGUACACCAACGGACGAACGCCAUUGUGUUAACAGUAUUUCAUUGAAGUUCACUCCUGCAAAUUCCGGAUGAAGCGCGCAUUGGCGGUUUUAGAUUAUGUAAGUCAUCAAAUUACCUCAAUAAAAUCUGCAGAAGAUCUGUUUGGGCCUGAGAUCUUCGCUUUCUUGUUUAAAUAGGUGCCUGUUAUUUGUCGAUGCUGUGGAUUGAACCAUACAUUUUUCAUUAUGCAUCUUUAACCAUAUAAUAUUUAAUAAAAUAAUAUUACACGUAAAUACA
Molecule: messenger RNA, 987 nt
Organism: Olea europaea var. sylvestris
Lineage: Eukaryota; Viridiplantae; Streptophyta; Magnoliopsida; Lamiales; Oleaceae
Product: peptide methionine sulfoxide reductase B5-like
Exons: 3
Coding region: 148-783 (211 amino acids)
Biological process (GO): protein repair; response to oxidative stress
Molecular function (GO): peptide-methionine (R)-S-oxide reductase activity
Source: RefSeq, a predicted model, not a curated record